Molecule: messenger RNA, 861 nt
Organism: Chanos chanos (milkfish)
Lineage: Eukaryota; Metazoa; Chordata; Actinopteri; Gonorynchiformes; Chanidae
Exons: 5
Coding region: 1-861 (286 amino acids)
Cellular component (GO): membrane
Source: RefSeq, a predicted model, not a curated record
AUGGCGACCGCUUGGCUGUUUCUCUCUGUCCUCUGUCUUCAGAUCCAUGUCUCAGUGUCGGGUGAUGAGACAUCUGUGUUUGUAAAGGAAGAUGAAUCUGUUCAAUUGAACAUCCAGGAAGACAAAGGGACUCAGUUUACAAUCUUAACAUGGACAUUUAAUUCAUCAGAGAAUAUAGUGACCUACAUAAAUAAAUACAAAGAUACUGAGAUAUCAGAUAAUUAUAAGAACAGAGUGGAGUUUAAUAUUGAAACCUUCUCUCUGACACUGAAGAACCUACAGAAGACUGACAGUGGACUCUACACAGCAAAGACAACUGGUGACAGUGACAGAGAUAUUGCUAAGUACAGGAUAUCUGUUCUAGAACCAGUGGAGGUUCCUGUCAUUGUUCUGUCUGACUGGUCCACCACAGACGUCUGUAAUGUAACUUUCAGCUGUAAAGGUCAUAACCUCUCCUUGACCUCCAGCUGUGAUAGCAGAUCCUGUUCUGAGGAGAAAGUGACCUCUUCUGGAGGCUCCACCCUCAUUGUUUAUGUCACAGGCAACUCCAUCAUCUGUAACUAUAGUAACCCAGUCAGUUGGAAAAUGGACACCAAGGAUAUUCAACAUGCGUGUCCUUAUAUUGAAGGUACACAACCGAUUGAUGACACAAUCUAUGAAUCAGUUAAGGACUUAUCCGUGAGAACUGAGGAUCCGUCCACUGUUUACUCUACUGUGGGAGAAUUUUCACAGGUUCCCAAGGAAACCAAAGAGACCGCAUCAAAGCUUGAGACCGUUUACGCUUUUGCUAAUUACAAAUGUAAUGAUUCUAGUGAUAAAUUUGCCAACUCUGAAAUUGUCACACCUAUGACGCAGUCAUAA